Peromyscus eremicus (cactus mouse) is the source of this 2624-nucleotide messenger RNA. RefSeq names its product DNA cross-link repair 1B (gene Dclre1b). The coding region runs from base 224 to 1813 and encodes 529 amino acids. NCBI's taxonomy places the organism in Eukaryota, Metazoa, Chordata, Mammalia, Rodentia, Cricetidae. The record is from RefSeq and is a predicted model, not a curated record. Gene Ontology annotation, biological process: double-strand break repair via nonhomologous end joining; interstrand cross-link repair; protection from non-homologous end joining at telomere. The transcript is spliced from 4 exons. Gene Ontology annotation, molecular function: damaged DNA binding; 5'-3' DNA exonuclease activity.
UGAGUGAUGCUCUCAGGGCUUCUUCCGCCUUGGGUUCUUUCGCUUUGGCCGUCCCGAGCGCGGGCCCCCUUCUUUUUGCUCACUCUCUGUCUACUCCUUCCACUUCUGGGUUGUGUUUCCCUUGUCCUUGCGUCCGCAUGUCGUCGGGACGCUAUCGUGGACGCCUCACACAGGAGUGCUGUUCCAGCGAAGACCCCGCUGGUGGCUUUGCAACCCUGCCACCAUGAACGGGGUCGUAAUCCCCCAAACGCCUAUUGCUGUGGACUUUUGGAGCCUGCGCCGCGCCACUACCGCGCGGCUCUUCUUCUUAUCCCACAUGCACUCCGACCACACGGUGGGCCUGUCUAGCACUUGGGCACGGCCCCUCUACUGCUCCCCAAUCACUGCCCACCUCCUGCAUCGUCACCGACAGGUGUCUAAGCAGUGGAUCCGAGCUCUGGAGAUUGGUGAGAGCCAUGUAUUGCCUCUAGACGAAAUUGGGCAUGAAACCAUGACUGUAACCCUUAUAGAUGCCAAUCACUGCCCCGGUUCUGUCAUGUUUCUCUUUGAAGGAUACUUUGGAACAAUUCUCUACACAGGUGAUUUUCGAUUUACACCAUCCAUGCUGAAGGAGCCUGCCCUGAUCCUGGGGAAACAGAUCCAUACUUUAUAUCUAGACAACACCAAUUGCAAUCCAGCCCUGGUUCUUCCUUCCCGACAAGAAGCUACUCAGCAGAUUGUCCAGCUCAUUCGACGGUUCCCACAGCAUUACAUAAAGAUUGGACUCCACAGCAUAGGAAAGGAAGAGCUGCUAGAGCAACUAGCCCUUGAGUUUCGGACCUGGGUGGUGUUGAGUCCUCAACGCCUGGAGGUGGUGCAGCUGCUGGGCCUCGCAGAUGUGUUCACAGUCGAGGAAAAAGCUGGGCGCAUCCAUGCUGUAGACCGUAUGGAGAUCUGCCAUUCUGCCAUGCUUCGGUGGAACCAGACUCACCCUACCAUUGCUAUUCUCCCCACAAGCCGGAAGAUACGAAGCCCUCACCCAGACAUCCACACCAUCCCUUACUCUGACCAUUCAUCUUACUCGGAGCUUCGGGCUUUUGUUGCAGCUCUGAGGCCUUGCCGGGUGGUGCCCAUUGUUCGCCAACAGCCUUGUGGAGAGUUCUUUCAGGACAGCUUGAGCCCCCGGCUCUCUCUACCCCUGAUUCCACACUCUGUGCAGCAGUACAUGUGUCCCUCCUCUAGGGAAACAAGAGUGCUUUGGCAGUUAGAAAGGAGACUAAAGAGGCCAAGAAUCCAGGGUGUUGUGUUUGAAUCCCCUGAGGAAAAAGCUGAGCAGGCUAAAGUUGACAGAGACUCAAAGAAGCACAAGAAAGAAAACCUCUCUCCCUGGCCUGGGGACCUUGCGAAGCUCUGCCCCCAUCCUCUGCAGGCCAAGAAGCAGUUGUUUCCAGACUUCUGCAGGAAAGAAUGUGAUGAGCCGAUCCUUUUUCGUGACUCCGAGAAGAUGGCGACUGUGUUGCCUGCCCCCUUGGAAUUUUCAAUGCAAUUACAGCCUGUAGAUGAGUUUCUCUCUCCAGAAACCAGGGAGGAAAUUGACUUAGGGUCUCCCGUGAUGCCUAGGGGAGGCCAUGGCUCACCAGCUAGAGGGAACCAAAGUGACUGGGUAGGCCAUGAUUCUCCCUUGUUUCACAUUAGCAAAGACACUCAUCUAGCUACUGAGUCCAGGGACCUGGCAUUAAAAUACCUUCUUACUCCAGUGAGUUUCUUCCAAGCAGGCUUCUCUUCCAGGAACUUUGACCAGCAAGUGGAAAAAUACCAGGAGAGUACAGUAUAACAAUCCUGUUGGGUCAGCACUGCAGUUUUGAAAACAGUGGGUGAUGGCUAGUGGCAAAAGUUUGUUUAGUGUCUUCUGUUACAGAGUCCUGUGGCUCACACUGGAGUAGCUCUUCUGAAGCUUGUUUAUGGAGUUCUGGUGCCUAUGAAACCCUUAGCUUUAUAGCUGACUAUUAUUAUUUUUAUUAGUUUUGUUAUAUUUAACAAAACUUUUCAUUAUAAACUAUUCAGUGUUCAUAAGCCCAUUAAAAGUUCUUAGAAGUCCUUUAGCAACUUAAUCUGUUCAACUUGGUUUAACCCAGUUUUUCUUAAACUUUUAUCAAUAUGCACUUUUUUUUUUUUUAGUGGAAAAAGUAGAAUCUGACUCAAAAAAGAACCAGGUUUGUCCCAUGUGUCUUAUUCCUUAAGUCCCCUUCAUUCUCUUCUUAGAUAAAAAGUCCUUAGUUUAUUUAUUUUCAAAUUAUAAAUCAUGGUGCUGGGGGAUAAAGUGGUAUCCCAGGCUUUAUGUUCUAAUCCUGAAUGUCACUGACUUGCUGUGACCCUGUCCAGGUAACUUCCUGUCUCUGCCUCAGGGAGGGAACAGGAAACCAUAAAGAGGCCUUGAAACUAUUGAGAAAAUAACCCUUUCCUCCUUCAUGAAAGGGGCCAGUAACAGUCAUGAGAGAUCCAUCUGGAACAAAGCCAUUUGAGGGUUAGGGACCCUGCAACCAAGUUGGUGCAUGCAAUAAGCUGAACAUUAAGGCUUAGAAUAUGUCCGAGCUACUGGAUGCUUGGAGACAUUACUUUGUUAAAAUAAAGCUAUAAAAGAGAAA